Molecule: messenger RNA, 766 nt
Organism: Pogonomyrmex barbatus (red harvester ant)
Lineage: Eukaryota; Metazoa; Arthropoda; Insecta; Hymenoptera; Formicidae
Source: RefSeq, a predicted model, not a curated record
CAAGAAACGUGUACAAGUAUCAUAUGAUUGAUUAUCCAACAUUACAUUUUUUAAGUUCUAAAAUUUCUCUAGUCAACAGCCAAUCGUGUGAUAUUAUGUAUAUGCAUGUUUACCUUCAAGAAAGAUAUUUAGCGUCAACAGUGGUUUGAUGCGUGACGUUUGAGAUUAAAAGAGAAUUUCAAGACGUGAUGCCUAGAAAUGUUGAGAUUAAAGCGGCAAUUCGAGAUGUCCAACGUACUAUUUCAAAAGCCACAGAGCUGAGUGAUACUGUUCAGACUAAAAUCGAGCAAUAUGAUAUUUUUUUUAAUGUAAAGGAUGGGAGAUUCAAGUUACGGAAAUUUAAGGAUGGCACAGCAGAGUUGAUUUUAUAUGAACGAUCUGAUACAUCAGGACCAAAGCUAUCUUUUUACGAGAGAAUACCACUAAGCUCAGAUAUUACAGAACCAAUUGCAAAUCUUUUUUCCCGAAUCAUGGGCAUGCGAGGAAUCGUUAAGAAGACAAGGCUUUUGUACAAUGUCGGACAAACGCGAGUACAUAUUGAUGAAGUCGAUGGUUUGGGUAAUUUUAUAGAAUUAGAGGUAGUAUUGCAAGAUGAUGAGGACGUCAAAACUGGACAGAAGAUUGCUAAUGAUCUCAUGCAAGUUCUGUUUAUAAAAGAAGAAGAUUUAAUUGCGAAAGCAUACAUAGAUUUGCUUCAUCCUGAAACAUGAGUAUUGUAUAUAUGCUGUCUUAUAUUUCCUUAUAAAUAUAAAAAAAGAUAAUAAUU